CAAAAAUAUUUUUAGAACUUUCAAUUAAUAACUUGUAAUAGGUCCAAUUGACAGAGCAAAGUCCAUUUCAAUUCAUUUUAGAAAUGGCUGCAGAUUUCUUCACAGGUGUUGUCAAGUUUAACGCACAGACUGCUGGCAGAGAUAAAUUAUGCAGAUUGUGUCAGUAUGGUUCCAAAUUUGUCUGGUGGAAUUUACAAAAGACUGGUCAGAGUGAAGAAUUAGUGAAGAAAUUGAAAAAUUUAGAAGCAUCAGUAUCCACCACAAGAAAAUUACUCCGUUUUGGUAAAAGUAUUGACUUCAUUCAAGCAGCCUUGAAAAGUAUCCAUAUUUCUAACACAGUUUGGAAAUUAACAAUAACACUAUCUAAAAUUAAUCAAGCCUGUUAUCUUCUAUUUGAUCAUAUAAUAUAUGCUGGAAGGAUUGGGGUAGCCAAUGUUGAUGCAAGAAAAUGGAAAGAUCUCUCAGCAAGAUUUUGGUUAGUUAGUCUGAUAUUGAAUUUAGUUCGAGAUUUUUAUGACAUUUAUCAUAUAUUUUUACAUGAGGUGAAGUUGCGAAAUUCAAAACUCAACAAAAGUUUAUAUAUGAAUGGUGAUUCCGACCACAAAGAUAAACAAAAGAAAAUAUUAAAGAACUCUGAAUUGAUGCAGAAAUGUGUUUUAGAGAAUAAAGCAGUUUGCUUAGAUUUAGUGAAGAAUACCUGUGAUAUUUUACUGCCAUUAAACUCUUUAAGUAAAAUAUCUAUAAGUCCUGGUACUCAGGGUCUUGUGGGAGCUAUUUCUUCCAUUAUAGGAAUUGCUGCUACUUGGAAUCCAUUAUUAAGACUGGUUCCUUCCUAGUGUCUAUGUUUAAAUGAUUUUACACAUUUUAAAUUUUCAGAUGAGCAAAUUUUGUUGUUGUUUUCUGAAUUACUAAUUUGAUAUACAGCUUCAUUGAUCAAUAACAUUUAUCUUGUAUCAUCAAUAUUCAAUUAAUUUCAUAUAAAUUACAUGUAUUAUUUGUGGGUGUAUGAAAAUGAAGAAAUACAUCAAUCAGCUAUUGUAUUCUAAAAUCCUAUUUCAUAUAAUAAUGGUCAGGUAUGUUAACACACCAAAAUUUUGUACAAAUAUUUAUACACUAUGAUUAGAAAUUGUUAUACAUGUCUUGUUAAUUUUUAUUGAUCAAUAAAUUUUUCAAAC
This is a messenger RNA of Lottia gigantea (owl limpet), 1175 nucleotides long. RefSeq lists its product as hypothetical. The transcript has 3 exons. Bases 84 to 836 code for a protein of 250 amino acids. Gene Ontology annotation, biological process: peroxisome fission; regulation of peroxisome size. The record is from RefSeq and is a predicted model, not a curated record. NCBI's taxonomy places the organism in Eukaryota, Metazoa, Mollusca, Gastropoda, Lottiidae. Gene Ontology annotation, cellular component: peroxisomal membrane.